Molecule: messenger RNA, 544 nt
Organism: Cryptomeria japonica (Japanese cedar)
Lineage: Eukaryota; Viridiplantae; Streptophyta; Pinopsida; Cupressales; Cupressaceae
Product: defensin Tk-AMP-D2
Exons: 2
Coding region: 45-290 (81 amino acids)
Biological process (GO): defense response
Source: RefSeq, a predicted model, not a curated record
AUAUAAGUUCUGCAAUACCCUCUCUUCUUCAAUACAGCAGAAAAAUGGCACUGAGCAGAGAAAGUUUGAGUAUUGUGCUUCUGGUUUUGUUAGUUUUUCAUACCCUUGAGAUGGAGACAGAAGCAGCAGGAGGGGGACGAAUGUGCAAGUCUCAGAGCCAUAAUUUUAAGGGAUUGUGUGUUAGCGACAGCAACUGCAAAAAUGUGUGUCGGACUGAGAAUUUUCCAACAGGGAGUUGUGAUCUUCAUGGUGCAAACAGAAAAUGUUUUUGCUAUAAACGUUGUGCUUAGAUUUUCUAAAUAACCAGUAUAUUGUGUUUUAUGAGAGUCUUUCUAUUGUUGGAGUUCUUAAUAAUGAGUGAGUUAGUUGUAUGGUGUGGUUUGCAGUGUAAAAUAAAACAAAUGAAUGAUUUGGUGGGUCUCUCUAUCAUUCAUGGUCUUGAGGAAUUCACAAUAUAUCAGCUGUUUUAGGUUUGGAAAAUACAAGGUUUGAUCCAAAAGAACUGAAGAUUAUAUACAAUGAAAAUGGAGAUAGAUUUUUUUAA